Molecule: messenger RNA, 3686 nt
Organism: Sinocyclocheilus grahami
Lineage: Eukaryota; Metazoa; Chordata; Actinopteri; Cypriniformes; Cyprinidae
Product: transcription factor E2F8-like
Exons: 14
Coding region: 313-3096 (927 amino acids)
Biological process (GO): regulation of transcription by RNA polymerase II
Cellular component (GO): RNA polymerase II transcription regulator complex
Molecular function (GO): RNA polymerase II cis-regulatory region sequence-specific DNA binding; DNA-binding transcription factor activity, RNA polymerase II-specific
Source: RefSeq, a predicted model, not a curated record
UCUAGGCGGGACAAAUGGUCAGACUGAUCAAAUAAACUUUUUUUUACUGACUAGGAAACGGCCACAUACAACUUUUCCUCAGCUAUGCAUCAAAAGCGGGUUGUUUUCUCUUUUUUAUUCAUUUUCGGUUACUUUAAUACGACUUUUAAUUUUUAAGUUAAUGUACAGAAGUGUUGGAUGCGGUAUUAUUGGAGACCUGGAACUAUAUAACUUACGUGUAAUACCAACCUGUACAGUAUUACUAUGGAUUUAUGGGCACGACUGAUGUCGAGUAGUAUGUGAAAGUGGUACAUUUCUCUUUUUGGGUGGAAAAUGUCCAGUACAUUAUCAGAAGGUCAAAAGCUAAUCAGGAAACCUUUAAGAAGUCCAUUCAAGGAAAGAUCAGAAAAUGACACGGGGCAUGUUUUUGUGGAGCCACAAACACCACUAAAAAACUCAAGUAAGGCUUCAGAAGCCGCGUUACUGGAGAGCCAUAAGAACAUGGGGCCCCUGACAACACCUACUAAGGGCCUUGAGGCACCGUCAAGCGAUCCCUGGACACCUACCUCCAACCUGAAGAUGCUCAUCAGUGCAGCCAGUCCUGAGAUUCGCAACCGUGAGAAAGAGCGAGCCGUAGACAGCGGCGAAUCGGAAAACUCCCAGGAGCCUGAACAAGGGGAAGAAGUAGAAAAGCUCCAGACAAGCCGUAAAGACAAAAGCCUGGGUUUGCUGUGUUACAAAUUUCUUGCAAGGUACCCAAACUACCCCAAUCCUGCUGUAAACAACGACAUCAGCCUUGACGAUGUGGCGACAGAACUAAAUGUGGAGCGACGUCGCAUCUACGACAUCAUGAACGUUCUCGAGAGCCUAAACAUGGUCAGCCGACUGGCUAAGAACCGCUACACGUGGCAUGGCCGAGUGAAACUUGCACAGACACUUGCCAUACUGAAACGGGCCGGCAAAGAGAACCGCUACGACCAACUGAUGCAGCAGAUCCGUCAAAGAAGCCUAGAGCGAGAAGAGGGAGAGUUUGAGUUUAACGGAGAGGAGAAGGAGAAUGAAGAAAUGUCCGGUUUUGAUAUGGAUGGAGACUCUAGUCAAGCAGAGCUUUCAGGAGCAGAUCCUAAAGCAGCUUCGGCCAACAGUCGAAAAGACAAAUCUCUGAGAGUGAUGAGUCAGAAGUUCGUCAUGUUGUUCCUGGUGUCCAGCCCUCCUGUGGUCAGUCUCGAAAUAGCCGCCAAGAUCCUCAUCGGUGAAGAUCACAUUGUCAAUCAGGACAAAAACAAGUUCAAAACUAAGAUCCGCAGACUUUAUGACAUUGCAAAUGUUUUGAGCAGCCUAGAGCUGAUAAAGAAAGUGCAUGUGACUGAGGAUAGAGGAAGAAAGCCUGCUUUCAAGUGGACUGGGCCAGAAGACUUACCAUCUCCAAAGGAUCUGGGGACCUCAACUUCAACAGCAGCAUCACGGCCUCUGGAGUCCCGUUCCUCUGUUGACAACUGUGCCAAAAAUCUCUUUUCCUCACCCGGAACAAAGCGAGGUUUUACUCGACAUCAUUCCUUAGUCAAGCUGGUCAAGAGUAUACAAGAUGACCGCAGAAAAAUCAACUCUGCUCCUUCUAGUCCGAUUAAAAUGACAGGUGAAUCUGCAAACGGCGAAUUCUACACAAACAAAAUGGCUCACCUGGCUGCUAUCUGCAAAAAGCAACUAGAUGAACAAUCAACGGGCCAUCGUAUUCAGCCUAAGAAUGAGGUGACAGACGCUCUGAAUGGAAGCACUACACUGGUAUAUGAACUACCUGAAUCCACGUCUGCUAGCAAUCAUCAGUCUCACAGGCCUUUGCGAAUGCAGAUCCCAGUUCUUCCCACAGGGGCGAUUCCUUAUCUUUCUACCAAGUGCUCCCCGAUCAUCCCGGUUCUGAUACCCCAGCACCAGGCAGGCGGGUCAUAUGCUGUUUACAUGCACCCCACUUCUCUCAGACCGCAGCCCACUAGCCUAGCAGUCCGUUCGAUGACAUUUGAGAGCCCAGGAAGUGCAAACACAAAGACAUCACCGGCUGCCACAGCUAGCAGUAACCAAACCAACCAACCAUCAUUACACAGUAAAGAGCCGACAAGUCCCUCAACCCUUAAACGAGCAUGUGGAGAAAAGAGCUUAGCAGGAAGUCCAUCUAAACUGCAGCGGAUAGAGCCAAAGAUUGUUUCACCAAAGCUGUGUGAGAUUCUGCAAGCUCGUCUAAAAGCCCAUAGAGGGGCUUUUGCCCCCAACCGGCCUUCCCCGAGAGCCCUGCACCUGGAGUUCUCCAAACCCUCUGAGAACCAGCCUCCCUCACUAAUCACCAGCACAGCGCCUCUGGAGCACAGCGUGGAGACCUUCCUGGAGAAGGAGGAGAAGGUUCAGACUUCAGACAAUGAGGCCGGACUGACACCUGUCAGACCACCACAAUCACAGGCCCAGAAGCUCAGCGUUCAGAACAUGGUGCUGCCAUCUGGACCCAUACAUACAGAGACUUUGAUCCCCGCAGGUUAUUUGAUUCCGAUCUCCCAGCAGUCUAUCAUGAAAUUCAGAGAUCCCCAAUGCUCCACUGGAGAAAGCUCCAAAGCCUCCACACCAACAUACAAUGUCUAUCACACCCCAACUGCAGGUUCCAGACAUCCACUUCCUCAAGAAGUCACCCCCACUCGGCUCCCUCUCCACCGGAUACCGUCCGUCUCUCCCUUCCAUUCUCAAGGGCAUCGCAUCCACAGCCCCAGUCCUGCCAUUCUCAACUUCACCCUGCAGAACCUGGGCCUUAUCCCCGGCACCAGCACACCAAACUCCACUCCUGAGCAGGCCAGCAUGCUUCCGUCUCCCCACCCAGGGCUCCCUCCACAGAGCAUGAUCUUUGUGAAGCCCAUCUCACCUGCCCGAGCUCUGCAGCCGGCCUCCAUACACGGGCAGCCCUUCACCCUCAUCAGCAUACCACAGCCUUUAAUAACCACACCUGAAGGUGCCUGUCAACACCUCCAGCAGAGUUUCUUUCACACGCCCGUCUCCUUCCCUACUGUAACCAACACUGCGGCUCCCAGAAACAUCUACAUCCCUCAGAGAAAGCUUGAUGUGAGUCCAGAGGACACCUAAGACCUUCACACUGACGAUCAUCACACCUGCAGUCCUUGCGCUGCUAAAAAAACACUGUUCUGUUUGAGCCAUUGUGUGUGCUUGUUAUUUGUCUUUGAGUGUUUUUUUAUGUUUUCCUCUUUUUAUAUUGUUACUUUACUGUAGGGUAUGCAUUAACUUCACAUUAGUCUGUGGUGCUUGAUGCUUUUUACUGCUGAGGCUCUUGAGGAAAGCAGGACAGCAAACAUGGUGCUAUGCGAUUUACCAAGACAGUUGUGGGUUUAUUUGCCAAAUAAAGGGUUUUCUUUAAAUAUGCUGUAAAUUUAGGGUUAAAGGAAGAAUGAGCAAAAAAUGGUCAAAUGUUGUUAAGGAAAUCUAAUUUCAGGGAUUGUAGGAAUUGCCAAAUUUUUACGAUUUUUUUUUAAAUUGUUGUGAGUGGCAUCGCCUUAAAGUGUUCAAGUACCACAGUAUAUUAAAUUGCCAUAACUUGGCAUUGUGUUAUGAUGUAUUAAUAUGGGAGAAUGUUAGAUUAAGGGUGUUUUUAAAUAUUGUAGAUGUAUUUUAUGUUAAUGAAAUCUAGUAAUAUUACUAUCUGCACAUCAUUUAUUUGA